GUUUCAGCCGUUUUGAUUUCUGAAAACAGCAGCAGUUUUUGGAUUUGACAUGACUCCUGUUAUUCUACUGAUUUUAUUCUCUGGGGCUUCUGCAGCAACGCCCUCCCAUACCUUCCACUUCAUCUACGGGUGCUAUGACUCCGGCGAUGUGCGGGUGGACAUCCUUAUGGACGAGGACAUGGGGGGGUACGCUGAUUUCACCAAGGGAGAGGUGGUGAUUGCGAUACCUCACAUACCCCAGUCUUUAGCAGAGUUACGGAAAACGGCGUAUGAGUAUGCCAAAGCUAGCAUCGUUCACUGCCAAAAUGUUUUAGAUACAGCAAAAAGUGCGGAUCCUGGUGCUCCUCUACGACAAGAUGCUCCAGAUAUCUCCAUCUACACCCGGGACGAGGAGGAGGACGGUGUGAUGAACACUCUCUUCUGUCUGGCCAAUCACUUCUACCCCCCCUCCAUCAACUUUACGUGGACGAAGAACGGGGUGGAGGUCACAGACGGGGUGUUGGACCUGCGUUACCGCCAAAACAGUGACGGGACGUUCCACAGAAUUUCAACUCUGAGUUUCACUCCUCAGAAGGGAGACGUUUACGCCUGUUCAGUGGAGCAUCAAGCCUCACAUCAGCCUCUCAGCAAAAACUGGGAACUGAAGGAGAGGCAGAGCAGAGUGAGUCAUGCAGCUGGAUUCUUGGGUGGGAGCCUCGUUUUGUGCCUGAUGGGUAUCGGAGCCGGAGCUUUCUUCUUCACCAAGCAACCAAAUUAAUGCCUUCAUAUUGAGCAACUCAGCCAGCAUUAAACGAAGG
Molecule: messenger RNA, 797 nt
Organism: Plectropomus leopardus (leopard coralgrouper)
Lineage: Eukaryota; Metazoa; Chordata; Actinopteri; Perciformes; Serranidae
Product: H-2 class II histocompatibility antigen, A-K alpha chain-like
Biological process (GO): immune response; antigen processing and presentation
Cellular component (GO): membrane; MHC class II protein complex
Source: RefSeq, a predicted model, not a curated record